Heterocephalus glaber (naked mole-rat) is the source of this 1607-nucleotide messenger RNA. RefSeq names its product enoyl-CoA hydratase domain containing 3 (gene Echdc3). The record is from RefSeq and is a predicted model, not a curated record. Lineage: Eukaryota; Metazoa; Chordata; Mammalia; Rodentia; Bathyergidae. Gene Ontology annotation, cellular component: mitochondrion. Gene Ontology annotation, molecular function: hydro-lyase activity.
GGGCCUGGGGUGGCGCUGAGUCUGGCCUGGGAGUGGACUCUGCGGGGCCAGGGCUCAGCCUGUGUGGGUCUCGCUCACCACUUGGCUCGCUCUGCACCAGCGCCUUCGCAGUGCCCAGAGUGCGACCGGGCGCGAGCAGGCGGUGUCCGGGUCGACCCGUCGGGUGUCUGGCUGCCAUGGCCACCUUCGCGGGCCUGCGGGCCUUGGCGGCGAAGGGGCCCGGCUGGCUCCCGCGCAGCCCCUGGGCCCUGCUCCCCGCUGGCUUUUGCAGCGGGGGUCCAGGGGCGUCCGGGCGGCGCGAGUCGGAGUCGCAUCUCACCAGUACGCGGCAGCAGGACGGCAUCAGGCGCAUUGUCUUGAGCAAUCCGAAGAAGAGGAAUGCACUGUCACUCGCAAUGCUGAAAUCUCUCCAAAAUGAUAUUCUUCAUGAAGCUGAAAGCAAAGAUCUGAAAGUCAUUAUCAUUUCAGCUGAGGGACCUGUGUUUUCUUCUGGACAUGAUUUAAAGGAACUAACAGAAGAGCAAGGUCGUGAUUAUCACACUGAAAUAUUUCAGACCUGUUCCAAGGUCAUGAUGCUGAUCCGGAACCACCCAGUUCCCAUCAUUGCCAUGGUCAAUGGCUUGGCCACAGCUGCUGGUUGUCAGCUGGUUGCCAGCUGUGACAUCGCCGUGGCAAGUGACAAGUCCUCUUUUGCCACUCCUGGAGUGAACGUUGGGCUCUUCUGCUCCACCCCCGGGGUAGCCCUGGGGAGAGCGGUGCCCAGAAAGGUUGCCCUGGAGAUGCUUUUCACUGGGGAGCCCAUUUCGGCCCAGGAGGCCAUGCUCCAUGGGCUGCUUACCAAAGUAGUGCCAGAGGAGCAGCUGGAAGAGGAGACCAUGAAAAUAGCAAAGAAGAUUGCCUCUGUAAGCCGCCCUGUGGUGUCUUUGGGCAAGGCCACCUUCUACAAGCAGCUGUCCCAGGACCUUAGAACAGCCUACAGCCUCACCUCCAAGGUCAUGGUGGACAACCUGGCAAUGCAGGAGGGGCAGGAGGGAAUCAAGGCCUUCAUGCAGAAGAGAAAACCCACCUGGUCACAUUGAGCCAGCAGUAACAGAGGAAUGGAGGACUGAGUCUAGUAGGGGAGGGAGAAGCACUCAGGAAGCACCCUCAGGCCUCACCUCUGACUCCCAACCACCUCUACUGCUUCCUGCUUGUAACAGAAGACAGCAUGCUUUUAGAAUGCUGGAGUGGUUUCACAGCAUGCGGUUUGAAUUAACAGCCAUGAUUCCAUGGGAAAGGAUGAUCAGUGGCAAGUUAGGGAGCACCCAUGAUGGGCCAGCUGUGGCAGAAAGCCUGGCAUCUGACUGACUCCUUCAUAGCGCCUCAAGUGAGGGACCACCCCUACGUACAAGUUGAUGAUCAGGUGGGGCACGAAGGAAGGAUGUCAGCCUGACCCUCAUCAGCAAUGUCCUCUAAGACAGUCACUUCUUGUAGUUCAUGACAGGUGAAAUAUUUCAAAUCUCCAUGAGAUGUUCAUGCUGAAAAAUCUUGAUUCUACCUGGAAAUAAUCAGGCCUGUGGCUUUGGAAUAAUCUUACAUGAUUUAAAUAAAUUAAAUAUUUAUAGAGA